This is a messenger RNA of Nerophis lumbriciformis (worm pipefish), 1925 nucleotides long. The record is from RefSeq and is a predicted model, not a curated record. NCBI's taxonomy places the organism in Eukaryota, Metazoa, Chordata, Actinopteri, Syngnathiformes, Syngnathidae.
GAACAGCAGGGACUAUAAAGACACUCUUCUCCGGAUCCAUGCAGCACCUCCAUGCGGUGCAUGGGGGGGCUCUUAAUGAAUCACCCUCUGCUUUUGGUCCUCAUCGGGGAAAUGUGCAGCCCGGCACUGAUUGAGUAAAAGGUCCAAGUCGUCAAGUGCAGGUGGAUCCUCUUGCACGAGUGGGUGUUGUUGAUUUUUUUUUAAACACUGCAGGAUAUUCUUCCAAGUCCACCAUGCUCAGACUGGAGACUCUGGUUUGCACUUUUUCCGCGCUGUGCAUCGCAGCCAAAGCAGAAUUGAAAGCGAGGAAUUGUAGCGAAGUGAGGGAGGUUUGUGCAGCCAAGGGCUUCAGCUUCGUGCAUGUUCCCCUGCAGGAGAUCUCAGGUGAACAUCUUCGAGUGUGUCCGCAGGGAAACACGUGUUGCACCCAAGAAAUGGAGGACGCCUUUGGCCAACGGAGUAAGCAAGAGUUUGGCGAUCUGGUUGAAGAGAUAAGUCAUGACUUGAGAAGUGUCUUUGUCUCCAGGCAUCAGAAGUUUGAUGAAUUUUUCCUGGAGCUUCUGGACAACACGGAGAGGUCCUUAAACGAGAUGUUUGUAAGGACUUACGGCAAGCCUUACAUGCAGAAUGCAGAGGUUUUCGAGAACCUUUUCGCCGAGCUGAAACGGUACUACACGGGAGGGAACGUCAACCUGGAGGAAAUGCUUAAUGACUUUUGGUCUCGCCUGCUGGAGCGCAUGUUCACCUUGCUCAAUUCCCAGUACGUCAUCACCGAGGACUACCUGGAGUGUAUCAGCAAGUACACUGACCAGCUCAAGCCCUUUGGAGAUGUACCCCGUAAGCUGAAGGCUCAGGUCACGAGGGCGUUCAUCGCUGCCCGCACUUUUGUCCAAGGACUCUCUGUUGGCCGGGAAGUGGCUCAGAGAGUAUCUAAGGUGAGCAGCACUCCGGCGUGCAUGCGAGCGAUGACAAAGAUGUCGUAUUGCCACUUCUGUCAAGGCAUGCCGGCCAUUAAGCCCUGCAAGAACUACUGCCUCAAUGUAAUGAAGGGCUGCCUGGCCAAUCAAGCCGAUCUGGACUCUGAGUGGAACCAUUACAUCGAUGCCAUGCUGCUGGUGGCUCAGAGACUGGAAGGACCUUUCAACAUAGAAUCUGUCAUGGACCCAAUUGAUGUGAAGAUCUCAGAGGCCAUCAUGAACAUGCAAGAUAACAGCGCCCAGGUCUCCUACAAGGUUUUUCAAGGUUGUGGCCAGCCAAAACCCUCAGGAAUGAGUAGGUCUACCCGUGGCGUACCGGAUGUGUUCAACGCCCGCUUCAGGCCGUACAACCCGGAUGAGCGUCCAACCACGGCAGCUGGCACAAGCCUAGACAGACUGAGGAUUAUUUGGACUACGAUGCAACACAGUGUGGUUGAUAUUAAAGGUAAACUGAAGCAGUCAAAGAAAUUUUGGUCCAGUCUGCCUGAGGAGAUGUGUGCCGAGACCAGACUGACUGCAGGGAAUGUUACCGAUGACCACUGCUGGAAUGGACACACCAAGGGGAGGUAUUUCCCCGAAGUGGUAACGGAUGGCCUGACCAACCAGGUGAAUAACCCAGAGGUCACCGUCGACAUCACCCGUCCAGACACGUUCAUACGUCAGCAGAUUAUGGCUCUUAGGGUGAUGACCAACAAGCUGAAGAACGCCUACAACGGGAACGACAUCUAUUUCCAGGACUCAAGCGACGAGGGCAGCGGUUCAGGCAGCGGCAGCGGCUGCACGGAGGCCUGCCCCACAGACGCGGCUGUGCCCGCUUCCGAGGCCCCUCUUGUGGAAGCAGACCGGAGCGAGCCGAUGGGCGGCGCCUCUUCUCUCUACGUGCCCCAUCUAGGCCUUCUAUCUACUCUGGCUCUCUCAGCCUCGGCCCUCCACAUGCACUGGAGAUAA